CCACAUGCUUGUUAUCGUUGAUAAAGCCAAAUGGUUGGUUCCUUGCAAAUAUCUAAAUCGGAUCUAUAUCUAAAAUACACUAACGUCAAAUUCUGGUGGGUGGGUUCUUAUGUAGGAUUGCAUCACACCAGUACCUGUCUCAUUAGAUAAGAGUAAUAAUUGUAGGGUGCACAUUUGUAAUUCUAAUCCUUCUACUUAGAUAUUGAUAACUAGAACAUAUAUAUCUUGAAUCUAGUUCAGGUUUUCAAAGAAGCUGCUUAGUCUUGCUCGCUCUUCUUGAAGAGAAAUUACAGUCGGAUUGAUCAACAAUGGCCAAUUACAGCACCAGCUAUUAUAUGGAUGAUCAUGGUGCGUACAAUAGGGAUUACCCUUUCCCUUUUUACUAUAAUAACUUUGAUUCUGCUUCAGUUCAAGAUUCAGCGUGCUAUUCCAGUUACACCUCCAAUGGUUACCAAAUUUUUUCCUCUGAUUCAAUCCCUUUCUUUUCUGCUUAUGAUCAUCCUGUUCCAAGCUUCUCAAGAAUUGGAUAUUCUGUAUCCGGUUAUAGUGAGCCUAAAUAUAUCGAGUAUAAACCAGCUCCUCACUAUAUUGCACAGACUCAGUUUAUUAUCUCUUACUCGGUCUCUGAGUUUGAUGAUACUAAUUUUGAAGAGUGUGAUCCAACACCUUAUGGUGGUGGCUAUGAUCAGAGUCUUACCUACGGCAAACCCCUUCCUCCUUCUGAUGAAACUUGUUAUCCUCGCUCUACAUCUUUAAAUGGUGUCUCUCCUGGGGUAAUUACAACACCUGUUGUAACAGAGGUAGUUGAUGAACAUGCAGCAAAACCUCAAGCUGGAAGCAAACCGACCGCCGCCAUCGCAGAGGCAGAGCAGCAGGAGCUGCAGCUUGACAAGCCUUUAGACCUGUACCAAGGAGAAGAAAGUAAAGAAAAGUACGGUGAUGAUCACAAUUCUUGGUCUGGUUAUGAUAACGGAUUAAGGGGAGAAAGUGGUUACGAGUAUGAGAAGCAAGUGGCUCAAAUUCCAUCAGGGUAUGGAUUGGAAGCUAUGGAUCUUUGUGAAGGUUUAUUUGGUUACUGGCCUUGUCUGUCGCGCUAUCGAAAGAGAUACAGUGAUUGUCAAGAAGCUGCUGCAGAUUGUGGAAAUUACAGAUGGAAGGGUACUGCUGAUUAUCUGUUCGGGAGUCCGGAUCCUUAUGGUGAUAGAAGAGAUGAUGAUUAUGGAGGCAGUUAUGGGAACGUUAUCUAUGGCUAUCAAAGGCAUUAUCAGCAGCAGCAACAACUCCUUUACCAUCAAGUUGAUGAUUCCUGGUCUGCAUAAUUGCAUUAUAAUCAGAAUCUUGUUUGAUAACUUACUUUUAAUUGCUGCAACUGUUUAAGAAUCCAGGACCAGUAAAAUCCUGAGAUGCAAUCUUCAUAACCCUUAUUGAAUAUGCCUGGCAACCACCAAGCACUAAUCUAUGGCAUAUAUCAUUCUUCA
Messenger RNA from Ricinus communis (castor bean), 1478 nucleotides. RefSeq lists its product as uncharacterized. The transcript has a single exon. The record is from RefSeq and is a predicted model, not a curated record. Bases 309 to 1319 code for a protein of 336 amino acids. Gene Ontology annotation, biological process: protein phosphorylation. Gene Ontology annotation, molecular function: protein serine/threonine kinase activity; phosphatidic acid binding. Lineage: Eukaryota; Viridiplantae; Streptophyta; Magnoliopsida; Malpighiales; Euphorbiaceae.